AUGCUGCAGCUUCCACUACUAACGAACGCUAGACCACUAUUUUCACCAAUGGCGAUCACCCCUGCCUCUGCGCCUGCUCCAAGCCCCGCUGCUGCAACGAACCUGAUCGGUGAAGUUUGCAAGAAAAGCAACAUCGAUCCGACGCUCUGCAUCGCGACCCUGCGAUCGAUUCCCGGAGCAGCAUCAGCGUUCGACGACAUCAAAGCUCUGGCCGAACUAGUCAUGGAAGCCGCCAGGGAAGAGUCGAAGGUCUUGGGCGAGAUGUUCGGCGAGAUUCUGAGCAACAAAGACGACGCGAAGAACCCGAAGUUCAAGCAUUCGCUGGAGUUGUGUGCUCUCGACUACAAUGAAGCGGCCAUCUUCUUCACGACCAGAGGGCUGGGGGACGUGACGAAGAGUUUGGAAAUACAUUCUGCUUUGGAUAACUCUCAGAACUGCGACGGCGAGCUGGUGAAGAUCACGAACCGCGGUGGUGCCGGUCUGAUCGAUGACUCGAUCUCGGCUGCUGUUCAGAGAUGGAAGAAUCUGUACGCGGUGGCCAAUGGAGUCGUGCUGUAUGCUGAAGAUGUGUUCAAAGGCAACCCUGUGGAUGAUGGCCAAGGAGAUGACGACUGCGGACCAGAUUACUGA
Linum tenue is the source of this 630-nucleotide messenger RNA. The record is from the annotation of a GenBank genome assembly. Lineage: Eukaryota; Viridiplantae; Streptophyta; Magnoliopsida; Malpighiales; Linaceae.